UUUCAAUUAGUUUGCACUGAAGAUGACAGUUGCAAUGGAAACACAGCACCUUCCUGCAUUAAGGGUACUCUCAGCACCAACACAAAGUAAAAAAACAGAAGCAAUGCCAAAACACACUCUCUUUGGCACUGCUCUGGAGGUUUUUGACCCCGAGGAGAGGGAGGCAAUAAAAAAUAUUGACCUUAAAACCCAAAGAGUACCAAGUGGCCACAAAUAUACACAGCAUUAUGUAGUUCCCGAAUUUGUGAAAAAUCACUUAAAAGGAAAAAGACUUUUCAUUGAGAAAACAAAGAGAGACAUAGAGAAACAGAAAUCUGCAGUAGAAACUGCUAGAAAAUCUCUACAAGAAAAAGAAGAGGAGGCCAAGAAGUUUGAAAUGGAUGUGUAUGAGGGUAUGAGGGAUGGGGACCCGACCCCCAGACAGAAGCUUCUGAUGACAAUGGAGGCCUCAAACAUGCUAAAGGAUAUGAACAGAGUUGGGCUGAAUGAAAGAAACAGUUACAACAGAGACAAAUAUGGCCGAAAGCCCAGUGUUCACAGUUAUAGUCUUAUGGGAGACGUCAUGCGUCCAAGAAAUAUGGACCUUCCAACCAGGAGGGAACCUUCAAACUACUCGAAGCAAAAAAAGGAAAAAAUUGAGACAGUUCUCCCCCUUGGACCUCAGGAUUCUAAUCAGUCUGCAAAUGGCUCAAGGCCUGCCUCAAGAAGAAGCUUAGCUGUUGAUUUGCCGGAAAAUAUCCGACAUCAGUUCGGAAGCAAAAUAUGCGAAUCUUUACUUAAUGAUGAAAAAGUGGUUGAGAGAACCAUGCAAAAACAGAAGGAAGACAAAGAAGCUGCUUAUAGAGUGCGAAAACCACUUUCAGUUCCAAAAAUAGACAAAAAUUUAAAACCAGAGUAUGAACAGUUAGGAAAUUUUAUGAGGAUGAAUGUGUUCCCCGGAUAUAAUGUUAAUCACAAAAUCAGCACCACUAAGUCAACUUUUACAGAUGCUGUUCACCUUCAACGGGUUCCUGACCCAGACAAAUGGCGUUAUCAAAGGGAUGAAUUAAGUACUUGGGCCGAAUUCAACAUUUUGAAUGAACGCAUGAAAAAAAGCUGGAAUGAUUAUUUCACCAAUCUACCAAAAGCUGAGGCAAAUUGGAAUAGAAAUGCUGCACCAAAACCAAAACCUGCACCCAAUCCAACUAAACAGAAACCAGUUAAAAAGAAACCAGCUCAAAAACAAGAAAACCCUGCAAAACCAGAAUUUGAAGAGGUAGUCUUUGAAACACCCCCAGUUACUCCCCCUCCUGAUCAAGGGACGGUAAAACUGGCCCCUAAAAAAGACAAUGAAUUUUGGGAUUUUUAUGAUAAAGGGGGGAAAAAAUAAUAAAUGUAUUUCUACUUCUAUUUUUUAUGCAAGAAAAUCUGUGAUAAAGUAUAAAUUGAAUUGUUUCUUUAAUUUUCUGUUACAUAUCAUGCAGUCAUUCCGAAAUUACUUGUACCUGUAUUAAUUAUGAAGAUAUUUUUUGCCUAUAGUAUUAAAUAAUGAAAAGGCAAUAUUGGUGUUAUAAUUUCUUAUGAGUUAUAUACAUCUAAUGGUUUUUGUUUUGUUGUCAGCAUAUAUAAUCUUGUCAAGCAUUGUU
This is a messenger RNA of Saccostrea cuccullata (small rock oyster), 1625 nucleotides long. RefSeq names its product ciliary microtubule inner protein 4-like. The record is from RefSeq and is a predicted model, not a curated record. Lineage: Eukaryota; Metazoa; Mollusca; Bivalvia; Ostreida; Ostreidae. Bases 23 to 1369 code for a protein of 448 amino acids. The transcript is spliced from 3 exons.